UGCAGAACGACCGGCCAUGUCCAACACAGCGGAGCCCCAGACGAACAGCAUGUCCAGCAGGCAGCGAUGUCCGCAGGGCAAGGGGCUGGAGAACAUAGAGGCUUUGGUGCGUUCUGUGGAGGAAACCCCCGAUCCCGUCCCCACAACCAUCCAAGGAACUAUUCCAACCUGGAUCAAUGGGAGCUUCCUGAGAAAUGGUCCUGGGAAGUUUGAAUUUGGAAAAGACAGUUACACCCACUGGUUUGACGGAAUGGCCUUGAUGCACAGGUUCCACAUCUGUGAGGGCAAUGUCACCUACAGUAGCCGAUUCCUGCGAAGUGACUCAUACGUCUGCAACUCGGAGAAGAACCGCAUCGUGGUGUCAGAGUUUGGAACAGUCGCCAUGCCGGAUCCCUGCAAGAACAUCUUUGCACGUUUCUUUUCGCGCUUUCAGAUUCCUAAGGCCACGGAUAACGCCAGCGUGAACUUUGUCAAGUACAAGGGCGACUAUUAUGUCAGCACAGAAACCAACUACAUGAGGCGAGUCGAUCCGCAGAGCCUGGAGACGAAGGAGAAGGUGGACUGGAGUAAAUACAUUGCUGUCAACUCAGCCACAGCUCACCCACACUAUGACCGGGAGGGAGCCACGUACAACAUGGGCAACUCCUACGGAAAAAGCGGUUUCUUCUACAACAUCAUUCGUGUGCCUCCUCCUGAGGAGAAAGCAGCAGCCGCCGAGGGCUCUGCAGACCUCACAGGAGCCAGCGUGAUCUGCUCAAUCCGUGCUUCUGAACCCAGAAAACCUUCCUAUUAUCACAGCUUUGUCAUGUCAGAAAACUACAUUGUGUUCGUUGAGCAGCCGAUCAAGCUGGACCUGCUGAAGUUCAUGCUGUACAAAAUCCAGGGAAAGAGCUUUCAUAAAGUCAUGACCUGGGAACCUCAGUAUGAUACCAUCUUCCACUUGGUCAACAGGCACACUGGCCAGGAGAGUGAAGUGCAGUACCGUGCAGCACCCAUGUUCACGCUGCAUCAGAUCAAUGCUUUUGAGGACAACGGCCUCUUGGUGAUGGACAUGUGCUGUGGGGACGAUGGCGAUGUCAUUGGCGACUUUACCCUGGAGAAUCUGCGCAGAGGCUCAGGGGAGGAAAUGGACAAGUUUUACAACUCGUUGUGCAGGAACCUCCCGAGGAGAUAUGUUCUACCCCUGACUGUGGACGGGAAAACUCCUAUGGACCAAAACCUCGUCACUUCGAGCAACUAUAAAGCCACAGCAAAAAAGACCAAACCACAAGAGGUUUACAUGACCCACGAGGAGCUCUACGACGAUAAGCUGCUGCAAUACGGCGGCCUUGAGUUCCCUCAGAUCAACUACGACCAGCACAACGGCAGAGCCUACCGCUACUUCUACUCCUGCGGCUUUGGACAUGUCUUCAGUGACUCCCUGCUCAAAAUGGAUGUCCACACCAAGGAGCUCAAGGUGUGGCGUUAUCCGGGCCUGUAUCCGUCCGAGCCUGUCUUUGUUGCAUCGCCCAAAGCUACUGAGGAAGAUGAUGGAGUGAUCCUGUCAGUCAUCAUCACGCCCAGAGAAGAAAAAAGUACUUUCCUACUUGUUCUGGAUGCGAAGACCUUCACUGAGUUGGGAAGAGCAGAGGUCCCUGUCAAUAUCCCAUAUGGGACCCAUGGCGUGUUUAACAGGAUGGGCUAGAUGGGCCAAUGUUAGCAUCUCUUGCAUAUUCCUGAAACUUAUCCAGUGACCUAUACAAUUCAUUUUGUAGAGCCCAGAAACAAACGAGGGCUUCAUCCACAGAAAGUGAUUGUCUCUGUGUCAUGGCAUGUAGAAUUGCUGAACUGUAAAAAGAAUGAGUGCCGAGACAAACUGAGAGUCGUACUAUGUGUUUGUACCUAACCAUCUGAAAGACGGAAUCGUCUGUAGACCAACAAGACAGAAAACUGAUUAGGUGUGACAAUGACUAGACCCUGAAUGUGGGUGGCGCUUACUUGGAAGAAAUAAGAAAUCACAUGAAAAAUAUUUGGAGUAAACAAAACAAAUAAUUGCAGUAAAUUCACACUUUGAAAUAAAAUCGAUUUU
Molecule: messenger RNA, 2068 nt
Organism: Pungitius pungitius (ninespine stickleback)
Lineage: Eukaryota; Metazoa; Chordata; Actinopteri; Perciformes; Gasterosteidae
Gene: bco2l
Product: beta-carotene 15, 15-dioxygenase 2, like
Exons: 12
Coding region: 17-1684 (555 amino acids)
Biological process (GO): retinal metabolic process; carotene catabolic process
Cellular component (GO): mitochondrion
Molecular function (GO): beta-carotene 15,15'-dioxygenase activity; carotenoid dioxygenase activity
Source: RefSeq, a predicted model, not a curated record